ACUGAUAAGGCGCAGCACCCCAGUGCUGGUGUGCACUGCUGGGAGUUACUGGCAGGAGAGGACCGGCCACAUCUCUGCACUCCGUUUGCCUCCUGUGCCUCCCACAGCAGCACUUUCUCAGUGUCAGGAGCCCCACGAUGCGGCUGCUCCUGCUCAUGCUGCCCUCACUGCUCUGCGCUGCCACAGAGCCUCUUCCGACUCCCUCCAGGGAUGGGUACGUGUGUCCCCUGGGGCAGUUUCCCUGCGGCAACCUCUCGGUCUGCCUGCCCCAGGCACUGCACUGCAACGGGGUGGACGACUGUGACAACGGUGCUGAUGAGGAGAACUGUGUGGACACCACAGGCUGGCUGGGGGUGCUGGGUGACAUGCUGGCUGGGAACGGCGGGACAGAGGAUGAGGCGGAUACGUGCUUGCUGGAGAUGCUCCCGGAGCAGUGCCGAUGCUGGGGAAGGGCCGUGGACUGCACUGCACGGAACUUCAGCUCUGUGCCCCGGGUGUCCCCCAAUGUGACACAGCUGGACCUAAAGAAAAAUAAAAUCCACACUCUGCCAGACAACCAGUUCAGUGGGUGCUGGAGCCUGAGGAAGCUAUUCUUGCAAAACAACAAGAUCCGUGUGAUCUCACCCAAGGCAUUUGCUGGACUUUCUCAGCUUAGGAUGCUGUUCCUCAGCCACAACAGGAUCUCACGGCUGCUGCCCCACACAUUUGAGGACCUGAACCGCCUUGAAUGGCUGAUACUGGACAACAACAGGAUUGCCUGGAUCACCCCUGCCACGUUCUCAGGGCUGAGGUCGCUGUACUUCCUGUACAUGCUGAACAACUCCCUGGCAAAGAUACCCGAUGGUUCCCUCUGCACAGAGACACCAAAGCUGAGCUGGCUGGACCUGGAAGGAAAUAGGAUCCGGGCGGUGCGUGGGGCCGUCUUCCAGCAGUGCCGUGAGCUCACUGUGCUGAUCCUGCGUAGGAACAGACUCCGGUGGAUCCAGAGUGGGGUGUUCUCUGGCCUGAGCAGGCUGGUGGAGCUUGACCUGUCCCUGAAUGGGUUGGAUGAGCUCCCACCAUCGCUGUUCCAUGGCCUGGCUGCCCUGCAGCAGCUGAACAUCUCCUACAAUCCCCUGAAAGAGAUCUGCCCCAGCCAAUUUGAGAGCCUACCCCAGCUGCUGUCCCUGAGCCUGGAGGGGCUGGAGAUCCCCAACAUCCACAACGUGACCUUCCGUGGGCUGGCCAACCUCUCCCAUAUCUACUUCAAGAAGUUCCAGUACUGCAGCUCUGCUCCCCACGUGCGCAGCUGCAAACCCAACACCGACGGCAUCUCCUCCUUCGAGCACCUCCUGGCCAACAUCAUCCUGCGUGUCUUUGUCUGGGUCAUCGCCUGCAUCACCUGCCUGGGCAAUCUCUGUGUCAUCUGCAUGCGGUCCUGCGUGGUCACGGAGAGCAGCGCACACACCAUGGCCAUCAAAUCCCUGUGCUGUGCGGACGGCCUGAUGGGCAUCUAUCUUUUUGUCAUUGGUGCCUUUGAUCUGAAGUACUCAGGAGAAUACAACAGGCAUGCACAGAGCUGGAUGGCCAGUGUGCCAUGCCAGCUGGUGGGCAGCCUGGCUAUGCUGUCCUCUGAGGUGUCCGUGCUGCUGCUCACCUACAUGACCCUGGAGAAAUACUUGUCCAUCGUGUUCCCCUUCAGCUACCGCAGAGCCGGCAGGAAGCAGACAGCCUCGGUGCUGGCUGCCAUCUGGCUGCUGGGCCUCUCGCUCAGCAUCGUGCCACUGUGCUGUAAGGAGUCCUUCGGCAACUACUAUGGGAGGAACGGGGUGUGCUUCCCUCUGCAGUCCGAGCUGGGCGAGCAGCCCAGUGCCAGGGGCUUCUCCACCACCAUCUACCUGGGUUUGAACCUUGCAGCUUUCAUCACCAUUGUCUUUGCCUACACGGGCAUGUUCUACUCUAUCCGCAUCACCACCUGCAGAACAGCGGAGAGUAACGUCUGCCCCCGGGACGUGGCUGUCGCCAAGCGCUUCUUCUUCAUCGUCUUCACUGAUGCUCUCUGCUGGAUCCCCAUCUUCCUGCUCAAGCUUCUCUCCCUGCUGCAGGUGGAAAUCCCAGGCACUGUCACAUCCUGGGUGGUCAUCUUCAUCCUGCCAAUCAACAGUGCACUCAAUCCCAUCCUCUACACCAUCACCACAGCUCCCUUCCAGGAGAAGGUGAAGGGCUGCCUGCACACCCGGCGCCCAGAGCUGAGCUCCCGGCAGAGCUUCAUGCUGGUGGUGCUAUAGGUAGGAGGCAGCCCCUGACCCUGGCUGGCACCACCACAAGACCCCAGCAUACCAGGCACUCCCUGCACAGCUCAGCCCUGGGAGCAUCUUUGCAGCUGCUCUCAGGUUUGGCUGCAUUCCGUGACCCAGAGAAGCGACCCAAAUGGCUCUGAUCACCACUCCCACAGCACCGCAUCACUGCACUGCUCAGCCCUGCAUUGGGGCAUCAGCCCACAGCACUCACCACCAGUGUCCCUGCAUCAGCCAGCAGCUAUCGUUAGUACUUUAUUAAUUACAUGGAUAGGAAGAGCAGCCCCAAUCCAAGUCAAACAAUCUGUUGCGUUGCAUACGAUACAGAACAAGAAAUAGCCCCUUAAAUACAAAAUACACAUCUUUUAAGUGAGCAUCACCUGGUGCUGAGCUCUACCACCGCAGUUAUAUAUUAAUAUUCCAACUGUACAAGUAUUUAUAUAGAAAAAAAGAAACAUUUAAAAAAAUAUUAGGAGAAAAAUCACUCCCUCCAGAAGUUAUAUUUUAUAUAUAUAAAAAAUAUAUAUAUAAAAACA
This is a messenger RNA of Gallus gallus (chicken), 2812 nucleotides long. It is a transcript of the gene RXFP2, whose product is annotated as relaxin/insulin-like family peptide receptor 2. Gene Ontology annotation, molecular function: G protein-coupled receptor activity; protein binding. Gene Ontology annotation, biological process: G protein-coupled receptor signaling pathway. Lineage: Eukaryota; Metazoa; Chordata; Aves; Galliformes; Phasianidae. The coding region runs from base 138 to 2267 and encodes 709 amino acids. Gene Ontology annotation, cellular component: membrane. The record is from RefSeq and is a predicted model, not a curated record. The transcript has 18 exons.